CACUAGGACCCGGGGCCGCAGCGCCGCCGAAUCUCCGCCCGGAGAACCAGCCUCGACCAUCACCAGCGGCGCCGGCGUCAGAGGCGGAGACACAGAGACUGAGACCGGGACCGGACCGGUCAGCGGCCGCGGGGAGAGUCCGGACAACAGGAGACGGGGAGAGAGAGAGAGAUUCGGACCGUGUCCGGAGGGAGAGGCCGAUCAGCACGGACACUCCCCGAAGGGCAGCGGCGUUAACGUCCCCGGACCCUGGACCCUCUCUCUGCCCCCUUGACCCUCUCCUCCGGCCCCUCUCUGUGUCCCGGCCUCUCCGGCCCCUCUCUGUGUCCCGGCCUCUCCGGCCAUGCCCGGCUACGACUACAAGUUCCUGGAGAAGCCGAAGCGCCGCUUCCAGUGUCCGCUCUGUAACAAACCGAUGCGGGAACCCGUGCAAGUGUCGACCUGCGGCCACCGCUUCUGUGAUACCUGCCUGCAGGAGUUCCUCAGUGAAGGUGUGUUUAAAUGUCCGGAGGAUCAGCUGCCACUAGACUACGCCAAGAUCUAUCCCGACCCUGAGCUGGAAGUUCUGACCCUUGCCCUCGUCAUCCGCUGCAUCCACAGUGAGGAGGGAUGUCGCUGGAAUGGGCCCAUCAAACAGCUACAGCCACACCUGGCCACCUGCCCGUUCAACGUCAUCCCCUGCCCCAACCGCUGUGCGGUCAAGUUGAGCCGCCGGGACCUGGCCGACCACCUGCAGCACGACUGCCCCAAGCGGCGGCUCAAGUGUGAAUACUGUGGCAACGACUUCACUGGAGAGGGGUAUGAGAACCACCAGGGCAUCUGUCCCCAGGAGAGUGUCUACUGUGAGAACAAGUGUGGAGCCAGGAUGAUGCGGCGUCUCCUCUCGCAGCACUGCCUCAGCGACUGCCCCAAACGCACGCAGCCAUGCAAGUUCUGCGGCAAGGAGUUUGUGUUUGACACCAUCCAGAACCACCAGUACCAGUGCCCGCGGUAUCCCGUCUCCUGCCCCAAUCAGUGUGGGGUCGGCAACGUUGCCCGUGAGGACCUGCCCCACCACCUGAAGGAUAGUUGCACCACUGCCAUGGUCCUGUGUCCAUUCAAAGAUGCUGGCUGUAAGCACAGGUGCCACAAGAUGGCUUUGGGCCGGCACAUUGACGAGAGUGUGAAGGUCCACCUGAACUUCAUGUGCAGCCUGGUUGGCCGGCAGAGACAGGACAUCCUGGAGCUUCGGCGGGAGGUGGAGGAAUUGUCGGUGGGCAGCGACGGGGUCCUCAUCUGGAAAAUCGCCGACUACUUGCGCAAGAUGCAGGAAGCCAAACUACGCAACAACCACGAGUUCUUCAGCCCUCCCUUCUACACCCAUCGUUACGGUUACAAGCUGCAGGUCUCCGCAUUCCUCAACGGUAACGGCAGUGGCGAGGGAACGCAUCUCUCCGUCUACAUCCGUGUCCUACAUGGAGAGUAUGACAACCUCCUGGAGUGGCCCUUCUCCUUCAAGGUGACCUUCUCCAUUAUGGACCAGAGUGAUCCAUCCCUCUCCAAACCCCAACACAUCACCGAGACUUUUAUCCCAGAUCCCAACUGGAAGAACUUCCAGAAGCCCCUGAACUCCAGGAACUCCAUGGACGAGAGCAGCCUAGGCUUCGGCUACCCCAAGUUCAUCUCUCACGAGGAGAUCAAGAAGAGGAACUACAUCAGGGACAACUCGAUCUUCAUCAGAGCUUCAGUGGAGAUCCCACAGAAGAUUAUUGCCUGAACGCUGGGCAGAUGGACACAGACAAGGUUAUUCCUUUAACAUUGAUAGCUUUCCCUUUUCUUCACAUGUACUGAGAUACAACAGGAGGGCCAUGGUACAUGUGGGAUCUUCCUGCGCUAGGAACAUUGCCACUGUGAGUGUGACUGAUGGCACUGUGCUUGAUCGGUGGGGAUGCCCACUUCAGGGAGACAUCAAUACCUGCACCAUGUGACCAUUUGUCUAAUCUCUCUAGACGGAGCUCAUGGCCCCUGGCUGCUCCCAUUGCAAAGGGUUGCUCCAGAACACGUCCCAGCUCAAUGUGGGCUGCUGGAACAGCCCUGGACAUGUCUUUGCAUCUUUGGGCUUCAGGCAGCUUUUAAACUGUGUGCACUCGUGUUUGAGGAUCAGUAACAAGGUGACAAGCAACAGAACUGUGUGUGUGAGAGGUGUGUAAGAAUAAGGGCUCCGCCAUUUAGUACUGAGAUGAGGAAAACGUUAUUCACCCAGAGAGUUGUGAGUCUGUGGGAUUCUCUGCCUCAGAAGACAGUGGAUGCAUUCAAAAAGGAGUUUGAUAGAGCUCUUAGGGUUUGCUGAAUCAAGGAAGCAGGAACGGGGUACUGAUUGUGGAUGAUCAGCCAUGAUCACAUUGAAUGUCGGUACUGGCUCGAAGGGCCGAAUGGCCUCCUCCUGCACCAUCCCAUGUGAUGGUCACUGAUGUAGGCUGGUGAUUGGUGCUACACAACGUGUGUUUGUCGUGGGGAGUAUGAUCUUGUGGACUGUAAUGUAAGCUGCCUAGUGUGGGCAUCUCAGGUGAUCAAACAUAUACCAGCCUUCACAGUUAGCCUUGUUACUGUGCCUGGAGCUGGCCAUGUUACCCAGUCUCACAGUUACCAUGUUGAACAUGCUCAGAGAAAGAUCCUAGGUCCAUAAGUGAUAGGAGCAGAAUUAGGCCAUUCGGCCCAUCAAGUCUACUCUGCCAUUCAGUCUAAUUGGCUGAUCUAUCUCUCCCUCCUAAUCCCAUUCUCCUCCCUUCUCCUUAUAACCCCUGACACCUGCACUAAUCAAGAAUCUGUCUAUCUCUGCCUUAAAUAUAUCCAUUGAUGGUGUCCACGAGCUUCUGUAGCAAUGAGUUCCACAGAUUCACCACCCUCUGCCUAAAGAACGACAGAUUCACUGGCCCAGCCAUACUGACCAUGCAUGGAGUAAGUCCUGCACCGCACAUGGUCCCAUUACAAUGUUCACUCCACAGCCAACACAUGCAACUGAACCUGAGCAGCUAAAACACAGAGUGCUGGAGUAACUCAGUGGGACAAGCAGCAUCUGUGGAGAGACGUUUCAGGUUGAGAACCUUCUUCAGACUCUGAAUGAGUGAAGUGUGUCACCCAUUCCUUCUCUCCACUGAUGCCGCCAGUCCCGCUGAGUUACUCCAGCACUCUGUGUCCUCUCUAUCUAUGGGCAGGAGGGAUGUGAUCUUGUCGUGAGGAGCACAGGACUCUUGUUGCUGGACUAUGGUUGGUUGUAGAAGCAUCCUUUGACAUGCUCUUUAAUGAACUAGGGAAUGGCCACAUUGAGAGAGGUGAACAGGUAAAGCUUCUAAUGUAUAAAACAGUGAUAUUAGAUGGUUAAAGAGCAGUUUGUUUCUUUUUUAAUUACUCUCUCUCCCUGUUUACCCCCCCCCCCCCCCCCCCCAAUAGUCGGGGUCUCGUGCCCAGUACAGACAACAUCACGGGCAAACUGUUUCUACGCCAGUGUCCAGUCACCAAUUUUUCUAAAGCUGAAUAUUUUCCACCAAAUGCCCCUUGGACUUUAUCUGUUGUUUGUAUCUAUGGAGACGGGAGUGUGAUUGUGAGACUGGAGCUGGUGUCAUUCCAUUCUGUAGGUGAACAGGAACAUUGCUCCUGUCUCCAGAAACUCCGUCUGUGAUUCUCCAUCGAUAACUCUUUAUUUUUGACCUGUUGUUGAUCGAGCUACAAAACCAGAAUCAGAGAUGAUUUGCCUUUCCAGAAUAAAUCAUGUAUUCAUA
Leucoraja erinaceus (little skate) is the source of this 3758-nucleotide messenger RNA. RefSeq names its product tnf receptor-associated factor 4a (gene traf4a). The transcript has 7 exons. The record is from RefSeq and is a predicted model, not a curated record. NCBI's taxonomy places the organism in Eukaryota, Metazoa, Chordata, Chondrichthyes, Rajiformes, Rajidae. Gene Ontology annotation, molecular function: zinc ion binding; protein binding. The coding region runs from base 344 to 1756 and encodes 470 amino acids. Gene Ontology annotation, biological process: positive regulation of JNK cascade; activation of NF-kappaB-inducing kinase activity; regulation of apoptotic process.